Sorex fumeus (smoky shrew) is the source of this 9110-nucleotide messenger RNA. RefSeq names its product large tumor suppressor kinase 1 (gene LATS1). Gene Ontology annotation, molecular function: glutathione-disulfide reductase (NADPH) activity; flavin adenine dinucleotide binding; protein binding. NCBI's taxonomy places the organism in Eukaryota, Metazoa, Chordata, Mammalia, Eulipotyphla, Soricidae. Gene Ontology annotation, biological process: cellular response to oxidative stress; G1/S transition of mitotic cell cycle; cell redox homeostasis. The transcript is spliced from 8 exons. The record is from RefSeq and is a predicted model, not a curated record. Bases 155 to 3547 code for a protein of 1130 amino acids. Gene Ontology annotation, cellular component: spindle pole; cytosol; mitochondrion.
AAAAGAUAACAGCUGGAUUAAUUAUAUUGAUUGUAAACAGUACCGGAAACUUCUGUGAAGGAUCUUUUCUGUUCUGCUCAGGACAAAGCUGUGGAUUUAUCAAGUAGCUCUUAAAGAAGUCCUUUGUGUGGAUUAUAUACAUAUAGAUGUUUUCAUGAAGAGGAGUGAAAAGCCCGAAGGUUAUAGACAGAUGAGGCCUAAGACCUUUCCUGCCAGUAACUACACUGGCAGCAGCAGGCAAAUGUUACAAGAAAUUCGGGAAUCUCUUAGAAAUUUAUCCAGACCAUCGGAUGCAGCGAAGGCCGAACAUAACAUGAGUAAGAUGUUAACUGAAGAUCCUCGACAAGUCAGAAAUCCUCCCAAAUUCGGGAUGCAUCAUAAAGCCUUGCUAGAAAUUCGAAACUCUCUACUGCCAUUUGCCAAUGAAACAAAUUCUUCCUCCCGGUGUUCUGCAGAAGUCAACCCCCAAAUGCUUCAAGAUUUGCAAGCUGCUGGAUUUGACGAGGAUAUGGUUAUACAAGCACUUCAGAAAACUAACAACAGAAGUACAGAUGCUGCGAUUGAAUUCAUUAGUAAAAUGAGUUACCAAGAUCCUCGAUGGGAACAGACAGCCGGGGCAGCUGCCAGGCCUAUCAAUGCCAGCUUAAAACCAGGGAAUGUGCAACAAUCAGUUAACCGCAAACAAAGCUGGAAAGGGUCUAAAGAAUCCCUAGUUCCUCAGAGGCAUGGCCCGCCACUCGGAGAAAGCGUAGCCUAUCAUUCUGACAACCCGAACUCGCAGCCAGAUGUGGGAAGGCCUUUGUCAGGGUCUGGCAUAGCAGCGUUUGCUCAGGCUCACGCCAGCAACGGACAGAGAGUGAACCCACCACCGCCUCCCCAAGUCCGGAGUGUCACUCCGCCUCCCCCUCCGAGAGGCCAGACUCCCCCGCCGAGAGGCACAACGCCACCUCCGCCCUCCUGGGAACCAAACUCUCAGACCAAGCGCUAUUCUGGGAACAUGGACUACGUGAUCCCCCGAAUCUCGCCUGUGCCGCCGGGAGCCUGGCAGGAGGGCUAUCCUGCACCGCCUCUGAACGCGUCCCCCCUGAACCCUACCCAGGGCCAGAGAGGCAUUAGUUCUGUGCCUGUCGGUCGGCAACCAAUCAUCAUGCAGAGUUCAAACAAAUUUAGCUUUCCACCCGGGAGACCUGGAAUUCAGAAUGGUAGUGGUCAGGCUGAUUUCAUGAUGCAUCAGAACGUCGUUCCUGCUGGCACGGUCAGUCGGCAGCCACCCCCUCCCUACCCUCUCACCUCAAGUAAUGGACAAAGCCCUUCUGCUUUACAGGCAGGGGCAUCUACCGCUCCUUCAUCAUACACAAAUGGGAAUAUUCCUCAGUCUAUGAUGGUGCCAAACAGAAAUAGUCACAACAUGGAACUCUAUAACAUCGGUGUCCUGGGACUGCAGACCACCUGGCCCCAGUCAUCUUCUGCUCCAACCCAGUCCUCCCCAAGCGGUGGGCAUGAAAUUCCUCCAUGGCAGCCCAAUAUACCGGUGAGGUCAAAUUCUUUCAAUAACCCUCUAGGAAGCAGAGCGAGUCAUUCUGCCAAUUCUCAGCCGUCGGCGACAACAGUCACUGCUAUCACACCUGCUCCCAUUCAGCAGCCUGUGAAGAGCAUCCGCGUAUUAAAGCCCGAGCUGCAGACUGCCCUCGCACCCACGCACCCUUCCUGGAUGCCGCAGCCCAUUCAGGCCGUGCCGCCCGGGCCUUUCUCAGAGAGCACGACUUCAAAUGUGACCGUGAUGCCGCCAGUUGCUGAAGCUCCAAACUAUCAGGGCCCGCCACCCCCUUAUCCCAAACAUCUGCUCCACCAGAACCCGCCUUUCCCCCCGUACGAGCCUGUCAGUAAGUCCGGCAAAGAGGAUCAGCCGAGCUUGCCCAAGGAGGAGGAGGGUGAGAAGAGCUAUGAGCAUGCCGACAGUGGGGACAAAGAAAAGAAGCAGAUCACAACUUCACCCAUCACUGUUAGGAAAAACAAGAAAGACGAAGAGCGAAGGGAAUCUCGCAUUCAGAGUUACUCUCCCCAGGCAUUUAAAUUCUUCAUGGAGCAGCAUGUCGAAAAUGUACUCAAAUCUCAUCAGCAGCGGCUCCAUCGUAAAAAACAACUAGAGAAUGAAAUGAUGCGGGUUGGAUUAUCUCAAGAUGCCCAGGAUCAAAUGAGAAAGAUGCUUUGCCAAAAAGAAUCUAAUUACAUCCGUCUUAAGAGAGCCAAAAUGGACAAGUCUAUGUUUGUGAAAAUAAAGACAUUAGGAAUAGGCGCAUUUGGGGAAGUUUGUCUAGCAAGAAAAGUAGAUACCAAGGCUUUGUAUGCCACAAAAACUCUUCGAAAGAAAGAUGUCCUACUUCGAAAUCAAGUUGCUCAUGUAAAAGCCGAGAGAGAUAUCCUGGCAGAAGCUGACAACGAAUGGGUAGUCCGUCUCUAUUAUUCGUUUCAAGAUAAGGACAAUUUAUAUUUUGUGAUGGAUUACAUUCCUGGGGGUGAUAUGAUGAGCCUGUUGAUUAGAAUGGGAAUCUUUCCAGAAAAUCUGGCACGUUUCUACAUCGCAGAGCUUACCUGUGCAGUCGAAAGUGUCCAUAAAAUGGGUUUCAUUCAUAGAGAUAUUAAGCCUGAUAACAUUCUGAUUGAUCGUGAUGGUCAUAUUAAAUUGACUGACUUUGGCCUCUGCACUGGCUUCAGAUGGACUCAUGAUUCUAAGUACUAUCAAAGCGGUGACCAUCCGAGGCAGGAUAGCAUGGAUUUCAGUAAUGAGUGGGGCGACCCCUCCAACUGUCGGUGUGGAGACAGACUGAAGCCCCUGCAGAGGAGAGCUGCACGCCAGCACCAGCGAUGUUUGGCACAUUCUUUGGUUGGAACCCCCAAUUAUAUUGCCCCUGAAGUGUUGUUACGGACAGGUUACACACAAUUAUGUGAUUGGUGGAGUGUGGGUGUCAUUCUUUUCGAAAUGUUGGUGGGACAACCUCCUUUCUUGGCACAAACACCACUAGAAACACAAAUGAAGGUUAUCAACUGGCAAACAUCUCUUCACAUUCCAUCACAAGCUAAACUGAGUCCUGAAGCUUCUGAUCUUAUUAUUAAACUUUGCCGAGGACCAGAAGACCGUCUAGGCAAGAAUGGUGCUGAUGAAAUAAAAGCUCACCCAUUUUUUAAAACAAUUGAUUUCUCUAGUGACCUGAGACAGCAAGCUGCUUCUUACAUUCCUAAAAUCACACAUCCGACAGAUACAUCCAAUUUUGAUCCUGUUGACCCAGAUAAGUUAUGGAGUGACGAUAAUGAGGAAGAAAACGUAAACGACACUCUGAAUGGAUGGUAUAAAAAUGGAAAGCACCCUGAACAUGCUUUUUAUGAAUUUACCUUCCGGAGGUUUUUUGAUGACAAUGGCUAUCCAUAUAAUUAUCCAAAGCCGAUUGAAUAUGAAUAUAUUAAUUCACAAGAAGCCGAACAGCAUUCAGAUGAAGAUGAUCGGCAUGCAGGCUCAGAGAUCAAAAAUCGUGAUCUAGUUUAUGUUUAACACACUAGAAAAUAAUUGUAGUAAGAAGUUGCAAAAAAGAUCCGAAGCCCAGGUUUUUUUGAGACUCUGAGGAAAAAUAAAAUAUGCAAGUGUGACAGAGCUAUGUAUGUAUGUAUGCUCUGUUUACAUUAUUUAAUGUUUCUAAAUUAUGGGAAAUUCUUUUUAAAGUGUUAAUUUAUUCCAGCUUUUGUAAUCAGUAAUUUAGAAAAAAAUUGUUAUAAAGUAAAUUAUGAACUGAAUACUAUAUAGUCAGUUCUUGGUACUUAAAGUACUUAAAAAUAGUGCUUUGUUUAAAAGGAGAAGUCUGUAUCUAAAUGUGUACAUAUGCGAGAUAAUUUUAAAUGACAAGCUUUGGAAAAUUUUCUGAAAGACAGUUUUAGUUUUAUUUUGCUUUAACCAAAUAUGAAACAUCCCAUAUUUACAAGAUCUUCUACUCUCAUAACCUGGUUUUGGUACAAAAUAAGUUGGAGAAAUGAAACCAUCGUGAUGGUGAGUGCUACUAGGCUAGUGAUAAUGGCAUAAUUCACAUCUUAAAGCCAAGAAAUAUAGGGUUGAAAUACGUUACCAGAUGUUAGGUAAAGUUUACCUGUUAUUUUUUCAGAGGCGGAAAACGUUUUUUUCUCCCAAGAGUAUUUAAUCUAGCAUUAUUUAAGAAUUACUGUCCAAGUUGGAGAUAUAGUGCAGGAAGUAAGAUGCUUGCCUUGCAUGUUGCUGACCCUGCAUUCAUCCUCAGCACCACAAAAUGAUCCCAACAGCACUGCCAGAGGUCACUCCUUAGCACAGGGCCCUUGAGCACAUCUGGUUCAAGCACCUCCACCCCAAACUAAAAGAUACUGGGCCGAAAGAGAGAGUACAGCAGGCAGGGGGCUUGCCUUGCAAUCAGCCAACCAGGAUUCUGCCCCACACGGUCCCCUCUAUCCUUUAAGGAGUGAUCCCUGAGUGCAGAGCCAGGAAUAAGUCCUGAGCACUGCCAUAUAUGGCCCAAAACAAAUAAAAAUAAUAAAAAAGUAUUGACUUUAAAAGGAGCAAAACAACUUGAAGGGUUGGUUUUUCUUCUCCCAUAUUGGAAUAUUAUUUAUUGUGAUUCUUGUAGUAAGCUUCACCACUUCGUUUACUCGUGGUUCAGUGCUCAGGAAUCACUCCUGACAUUGCUUGGGGGGACCAUCGGUGGUGCCGGGGAUCUGAAUUGGGGUGCAUUGCAGGGAAAGGCAAGGCAAGUACCUUCCCUCCUGUAUUAGCUCUCUGGCCCCUCAUAUUUGUAUCUUAAUGCUGCUUCCAGUAUUAAAAGGGGGGAAAAAAAGGUCCAUAAAUCAAAAUUUGUUAAUAAAAGCCAAGAUAUUUUUUUUCUACUUGAAAAAAAUCUUUUAGUUCACCAUUCUAAACAGACUAUUUUUAGUUUAAUACAAUUUUUUUUUUGACGACACUUUCUGGGACACGCCUGGGAAUGCUCAGGAAUUACUCCUGGUUCUGCACUCAGAAAUUACUCCUGGCAUGCUCAGGGUUCCAUAUGGGGUACGGGGAAUCAAACCCGAGUUGGCCAUGUGCAAGGCAAACACCCUACCCACUGUCCGAUCGCUCUGCCCUCCCCCCCAUAUCAUCAGUAAUAUUAAAGGUUUUUCUCUUUCAGAAAGUAGUGCCGCAUAUGUGAAUUGUUAACUAGCGAAGGAAAGUCUGACUGUUGGGCAGUAUUUUACCGAGGAGCAUAUUAAAUGGUAAAAAUGUCAUUUUUAUCUUUUAACUAAGGUGCCAUUAGUAAUUAGAGUUACUUAAUGGUUUUAGAUAUUUCAAAUUACCCUUAGGAGUAAAUAUGUUUCAGCCUGCCUGUGAAAUGCAGUGUUUAGGAUUUAAAGAAUACUUCAGGAUUCACACCAAAAUACCUAUCUUUUUUUAGGAAGGGGACAAGGACUCUUCUAACAGCAGUGAAAUUAGUAUUUCAUUUCCUUUUCUUAAGCCUCACUGAUAGAGAAUUUUUUCAUUCACAUAAUAUUUGUGGAUAACAAUUUUAGUGAUUUCCAAAUGUUGGCUUCAUAAAAACUCAUGGAAACAGUUAAAAGUAAAAUUAACGGCAGAGUUCUUCCUUUUGAAUUAGGAGAGCAGAAACUUAUUGGCCCAUACUUGCCACUGUUCUCUAAGUGGCCCUGUCAGAGCUCAGCUUGUAGACUGCUGUGUAGCCCACAAUGGAUGGGUCUUCGAGGGCCAUUCGUCCUUUCAAGAACUGAUGAGAGUUCUGGCCAUUGGUCCCAUAAUAUUGCACGUCAACACACAGAAUGUUACGUGAAGUUUUGGGGAUUAUGGACGUGUUGAAAUUAAUCUCAGAGUCUUAGGUGAAGAGCUUCUUUUAGGACAGCAUUGAUACAUAUCACACUGAGAACUUUGCCUUAAAUUUUUAGAUCAGCACUCAAAGUAUAUCUUAGAUAAAUACUGACAGUUUGUCAUGGAUAAGGUCCAUCCCAUGUCAUGAGAUAUCCCUAUGUAUGACUCUCUCCCUGGCUGUGUUCAGUAGAGUGACUAAGUUCUUGAAUACAAGCAUUUCUGCUGUAUAACCAAUGAACUGAGGCAGUUUUUGGUCACUGAAAAAUCAAAUUAGUUGGCAGCGUAGUUUCAACUUUGAUCUAUACAGUGAAGAGCAGAGGUAGUUCUAACAACUACGUGUAUUGACUUGAUACCUACAGCGUAUUGGCGUAUUUGUAACAGCUUUCCAUUGUAUUCCAGCAACCUACACUGUUGUUUGUUCUUGGCAUACUGUCACUUGUCUGUUGAUAGACAUGCCCAAAUAGAUGUCUUUGUAAAGUGUGGAUUAAAUCUUGGGCCUUUAAAGCCCUCACCUUGUUCUUGAAUGGGUUUCAAAAGAAGAAACCCACUCGCAAUGAAGAAGCAUCAUCUGUUUUUCUUAAUAACACUAUCAGUAACAUGACCAACAAAGAAAGUGAACACUACAAUGAAUUUUAAGUUUUAUGUUAAUUUCACCUUCAAUAAGUUGGCUAAAGAUAGCUGAUAAAGGGAAUGGGGCAGUAGCUCAAAGGACUAGAUCUCUAGGAAGCCCCAGGUUCAAGCACAGCAGGGAGUGCGCACCUGCCCGCCCCCCUCCCCCAAAUAAAGGAUGGCAUUAGUGAAAAAGCUGCUGUAUUUAAAUGAAAGAAUAAAUCAGGGUUGAGAGAUAGCUCCACAACCUGGAAUAUGCACUCGGCAUAAGGGAAACCUGGGUCUUGUCCCUGCCACCACAUGGUCCCCUGAGCACUAACAGGGCUCAGAAAAAAAAAGAGAACUGAUAAUCAGUGCUCUUGAGGAUCAAUGUGAAUUACAGCUGUUUUUCUGGUUAUCAUAGCUUGAUAAACUUUAGGGUUUGAAAGAUGGGAGGGAUGGCUGUCCUCACCAUAGGAUUUGCAAACAUGUUAUUUCCCAGUAGGUUUUUUUUUUUUUUUAUAAUUGAGAAUCUAUGGUUUACAAUAUUAUUAAUAUUUUCUCUUUCCCAGUAGGUUCUGUCAGCAUACUUCCUAUCAAGUCUUUAUGCAUAGCUCUUAACCUGUUCUAAGACCAUCUUAUCUCUUAAUCACUGUAUAGGCCAUUAUGAAGGCUAAGAUUUAUAACUAGAAAUUCUACUAUUUUCUCAGUUGAAACCAAGUUCUCGGUUAUUUUGUACAUUAUUUGGGGGGGGGGGCAGUUCUCCAAGCACUGCUUGGAGACCACCAGGGCCACACCUCAUAAUUCUUGGGGGAUCUUUUGGUGCUGGGACUUCAGCUGCAAAGCACACUCUCCCACCUAGCCCUGUUUUGUGUUUUUUGUUGCUGCAGUGCUGGGCAUUAAACCCAGGGCCUUACCCAUGCAAGGCAAGUGCUCUGUUGCUGAUCUCCAUGUACGUGCCUUGUCACUUUGACCUGUUUUUAAAGCAUAAGGUCCUUAUGACUAUAAUUAGGUAUGUGACAGAAAUCUUUGCAGUGAAGAACUUAUGAUGAAUCUACCUAGAGCCCUUACUGAAGUUCUCAGCACUAAGCUUAAACACACCCUUUAAAGAGCUCUGAAAUAAGCAUUUGGCUCACAGGAAUGGUAGAGAAGGAUUUUCAAUUAGAGAGUUUUACUAAGUACACUGUAAUAAUAUGACAGUCUUCGUUCAUGGCAUAUCUAAUUAGUUCUAUAAAAUUCUAUGGAAAGCAAGUUAUAGAAUUUUUUAGCUCAGUACUUCAGCUCACUACUCACAGCCCCAAGGUACUGGUCUUGGGCUGGAGUAGUAAUACAGUAGGUAGGUGCUUGCCUUGCACACAGCUGACCAGAGUUUAGGCCCCAGUUCUACGUAUGAUCCCUGGAACCCAGUAAGGGGUAAGCCCCAAACACCCCUGGGUGUGGCCCCACACGAAGAAAGAUACUGGUCUUAUGCUUCAAGACUUUCAGUCAGAUUUGUUUCCGUGUACUUGUAUUAUAUCUGGACUAUGGUGCAUUAUAGUACAAGAUGAGUUUUGUUACAUUUGUGUCCUAGGAAAUCAAAGGUGCUGUGUCCUGACCAAAUCUGUGUUGCCCUUAUUCCUCAACGUAACAGACACUACAAAUUGAAUUUUUCCUUUAAAGUGUCCUUUCAACAGCACAAAUAAGCUUCUUGUGUUUUCCUGAGCAAUGUACACGGCUGUUUGGUAUCUCCCAGUUUUUUUAAGUUUGAUCUAUUUAUUCCCAAACUACAUCCAGUUCUUCCAGAAUCUGGUGCUUCCUGACCAAAAAGAUAAGAAUAAGGUAAACAGUCUCUAUGCUCUCAACUGAAAAGGAGUGAAACAUUGGUUCUACAUGUCUUCUUUUAAAAACAAUUUCCUCCUUCACUAAAAAAACUUGCUGUCUUUCUUAAACAUGUCCCUUUUAUGCAUAUCAAUAGUAUUUAUAAAAUGUGUUCUAUAAUUAUGUAAUUGUAGAUACUGUUGUGUAUUGUCCAGUGACACCCUAAGGCAGGCCCUAUUGCUGUAUCUUUUCUACCUUGUUUGUAAUAGAAACUAUAGAAUGUAUGACUAAGAAGUCACUUUGAAAUUGACUUUUUAAAAAAGUUUUUACCUUCUGCUGUUGCAAAGUGCAAAACUGUGAGUGGAAAUGUUUUAUUCUGACUUAAUAAUAUGUUAGAAAUUAGAUUAUACAGUGGAGGAUUUUUAGAUAUUGCUGCUGCUGUUACCUAAGGUACUUUAGAAAUUUUCUUUAAUAAACAAAAAUGAACAAAAAAAAUCCCUUUGGUAUUUAAAGUGAGACAUUUAUCCUUUUUUAAUCUAAAGCAAAAAGUAAUUUGAGUCAACAUAUUGGUAUAUUUGCAAAGAGCCUUAAUAUAUCCCUUGUGGAAGGCACUAUACCACAGUUUACUUUUAUAUUGUAUUGUAUAUAUGUAUUUUGUAUUAAAAUUGAAUCAGUGACAAUACUACAGUUUUAUAAAAUAAUGCUUUUAGGAAAAGGAAUUCCAGCUUUGCAAGAUAACUAAAUUUUGCAUACUUCUGAAUGUAACAGAUACGAAUAAUCAGCUGUUUUUGAUGAAUCUAUUUGUACUUUCCAAUAAUUUUCACUAAUGUAACAUUUGCUGGGAUAAUAAAAAAAAAUCAAAUCU